Molecule: messenger RNA, 633 nt
Organism: Tricharina praecox
Lineage: Eukaryota; Fungi; Ascomycota; Pezizomycetes; Pezizales; Pyronemataceae
Exons: 8
Coding region: 1-633 (210 amino acids)
Source: RefSeq, a predicted model, not a curated record
AUGAAGUCUCAAAGGUCUACCCUUCUCCGCAGCCCGCAGUCGCAGUCAUCAACGACGAUGAGAUGGGAGCUGAGUCUACCGUUGACGCCGGAUGAAGCGACCGUUGGCCGGAACCUGUUCGAGAUACUUGUAGCCAACUACGGUAACUGGAAUGCUGUCAAAGCUGUCAGAUGCCGGCGCUUCUCAAUCGCCGAUGAUUUGGGAGGGGUGAAGAUCCCUAUUGCGAGAGAAACGCGGAGUCAUCGCUGGCGAAGUGUGGUGACGAAUCGCAUAGCGAUGGGCGAGAAGCUCUGGCUGGUGAAGUGUGCCCUCCAAAGAUGCCACACUCCGUCGGCACUCCUGAACCCGAACCUGUCAGAGUCGGUGGGGAACCACGAGGAUCCAGGCAAGGAGUUAUGGCCGGUGAAGUGUGUAGCCGCUAUCGCUUGCAAGUACGAAACUGGAGCUCGAGCUGCUAAAGGUCUCAUCAUGCCGCUUCUGAGCCUCAACCUACAUGAAGAACCAAAUGGAUGGGUGCCUGAAAAAAGGCCAAGAUUGCGACCCGCGAAGUGUGGUCUACCCUCCUUCACGGAACGUACAUCGCCGCAACCGUCGGCAAGAACAAACCUGAAGCUGAAGCAGCGGAAGGCCUGA